Equus quagga is the source of this 2446-nucleotide messenger RNA. RefSeq names its product zinc finger protein 16 (gene ZNF16). The coding region runs from base 140 to 2101 and encodes 653 amino acids. The transcript is spliced from 3 exons. Gene Ontology annotation, cellular component: nucleus. Gene Ontology annotation, molecular function: RNA polymerase II cis-regulatory region sequence-specific DNA binding; DNA-binding transcription factor activity, RNA polymerase II-specific. The record is from RefSeq and is a predicted model, not a curated record. Lineage: Eukaryota; Metazoa; Chordata; Mammalia; Perissodactyla; Equidae. Gene Ontology annotation, biological process: regulation of transcription by RNA polymerase II; central nervous system development.
CUCGGGGCCUUGCGGCUUCGGGGCUGCAGCCGGUGCGCCCUUCGCAGAGCGACCCCCGGAGUAGGGGCCUUCGCGCAGACCGGGCUCCAGGUUGCCGACCCCGCGCCCGCGGGACUCCGCUGCCGCCGCGGUCCCAGCCAUGCCCAGCCUCAGAGCUCGCCCCGAAGAGACAGAAAUGGAGCCCUCGGUUCCUGGACCAUCCCCUUGGACCCCCACAGCCCAGGCCUGUGUGAGUGAUGCUCCCAGUGUGACCCACCCUGGAUCUGCCCUCCGUGGUCCCCUCUGCUGUGGCAACACUGAGCCAAGAACCACCUCCCAUCACCAUCAGCAGCCAGAUUGGGACACCAGGACUGAAGGCAAGGAAUUUCUUCAGAAGGAGGAAGUUUCUGAGAAUUUGGAACUACAGGCAGGAAUGUCAGAAAACUAUACCAGUGAUGUUUCCCAGGCACCUGAGCUUGGAGAACUCUGUGACGAUGUGUUAGAAAGAGACUGGGGAGUCCCUGAUGACGAGACACGGGUGCAGUCCCUCUGCCGGAAGGGGGACUUCACACCAGUGGCCGUGCUUCCUAAGGGCCCUUUAGGAGAGAGUGAGCUGGACUCGGAUGAUUUUGAGAGAAACUUCAGUCUGAGCCCAAACCCAGUGGCAUAUCCGGGAGUCCCUGUGGAAGAGAGACUGCCUCCGUACGACCUGUGUGGCCAGAGCUUCCAACACGGCGUGGACCUGUUUAGCUGUGAGGGGCUUCGCACAGCUGAAAGCCCAUUCAUUUGCAAUGAGUGUGGGAAAACCUUCAGCCAGAACUCAGUUCUUAGGAAUCAUCAGAGGUCUCAUGUGCGUGAGAAGCCGUAUGAGUGCAGUGUAUGUGGGAAGGUCUUCAGUGUGCACUCAAACCUCGUGAGGCACCAGGUGAACCAUGGUGGAGAGAAGCCUUAUGUGUGCAGUGAAUGUGGAAAGGCUUUCAGCCAGAGCUCGAGCCUUAAAAAGCACCAGAAGUCCCACGUGAGUGAGAAGCCCUACGAGUGCAGCGAAUGUGGGAAGGCCUUCAGGCGGAGCUCAAACCUCAUCCAGCAUCAGAGAAUCCACUCCGGGGAGAAGCCGUACGUGUGCAGUGAAUGUGGGAAGGCCUUCAGGCGGAGCUCAAACCUCAUUAAACACCACAGGAUCCACACAGGCGAGAAGCCUUUUGAGUGCAAUGAGUGUGGGAAAGCUUUCAGCCAGAGCUCACACCUGCGGAAGCAUCAGCGGGUCCACACUGGAGAGAGACCUUAUGAGUGUAACGAGUGCGGCAAACCCUUCAGCCGGGUCUCCAAUCUCAUUAAGCACCACAGGGUCCACACUGGAGAGAAACCCUAUAAGUGCAGUGACUGCGGAAAGGCCUUCAGUCAGAGUUCGAGCCUCAUUCAGCACCGGAGAAUUCACACUGGAGAAAAGCCUCACGUGUGUAGUGUGUGUGGGAAAGCCUUCAGUUACAGCUCGGUGCUCAGAAAGCACCAGAUAAUCCACACAGGGGAGAAGCCAUAUGAGUGUGGCGUCUGCGGGAAGGCCUUCAGCCACAGCUCAGCCCUCAUUCAGCAUCAGGGCGUCCACACAGGCGACAAGCCCUACGAGUGUCACGAGUGCGGGAAGACGUUCGGUCGCAGCUCCAACCUUAUCCUCCACCAGCGAGUUCACACUGGAGAGAAACCCUAUGAAUGUACUGAAUGUGGGAAAACCUUCAGCCAGAGCUCAACUCUCAUUCAGCAUCAGAGAAUCCAUAAUGGAUUGAAGCCCCAUGAGUGUAACCAGUGUGGUAAAACCUUCAAUCGAAGCUCAAACCUCAUCCACCACCAGAAAGUUCACACUGGGGAGAAGCCGUACAUGUGUGUUGAAUGUGGUAAGGGCUUCAGUCAGAGUUCACACCUUAUUCAGCAUCAGAUAAUCCACACUGGUGAGAGGCCCUAUAAGUGCAAUGAGUGUGGGAAGUCCUUCAGCCAGCGUUCAGUCCUUAUCCAGCACCAGAGGAUUCACACUGGGGUGAAGCCCUACGACUGCACUGCUUGUGGGAAAGCCUUCAGCCAGCGGUCGAAGUUGGUCAAGCACCAGCUGAUCCACACCAGGGAGUGAAACUGAGUGUGCUCUCCCUCCAGCUCACUGGCCGUGUCUCAGCCUCUCCAAGCUCCCAGACCUGAAGCCAGGCCCACCCGCUGCCCUCCACGCCACGUCUCUCCAUCCACAAAGCUGGGCCUUCUUUUGAGACAUCCUUUACAGGCUCCCUUCCCUCCUUCCCCCUGCUGUCACUCCUGCCUCAUGUGCCCUCUUGUUUCUUCUUUGUUUUGUUUUACAUUUUAUCAUCAGACUGCCAUAUUUGUUAGGUGGGAAAAGAUGAUAGAGGCUGCAUAUUCAUGAAUAGAGUUUAUUACUGUAAUCAAACGUAACCAAAAAAGUAAACUGACGUUUGGUUCAGGAUAA